AGCACACUAUCCCAGACAGCUUCCACUGCAAGUCCAGCUAUGAUUACUGAAUCCAGCCUUACCAUGUCUGCCAUCAACACUGAUUAUGAUCCAUGCUACAACUACAGCAUUCUCGAUAACUACUGGAGAAGCACACUCAAUUACUGGGAUAUGUAUGGAUACAUAUCUGGAUAUGAUGACACUCGUAUUGAAUGGCAUGGCUGGUAUCGGCUCUUCAUUAAUGGAUUGAGUGCUCAGAUGCCUGAGUGGUGUUUCAGUUAUCUGUCAUGUGGAGGUUUUAGUUCUCUGUGGCUUGAUGGCUCUCAUCCUCAGCUGGAAGAUGGAGUUGUUACUCGUGACGUCUACGGCUCUGUUAAUGACCAGUGCAGUUACUACAGAUCUGACCCAAUCCAAGUCAAAGCCUGUACUGGAAAUUACUAUGUCUACAAAUUUAUAAGGCCAAAGCCAUCAAUCCCAGUGCCUGUAUAUUGUGCAGUUACAUUCAACACUCCAAAUACUGAUCCCUGCCACAACUACACCAGUCUGGAUGAGCCUUGGCGAGCCACUGACAAUUAUUUAUUCAGUGCUAUGUGUGAUUAUAAUGUCAACUGGAAUGGCUGGUACAGGCUGCUCUACAAUGGUCAGAGUGUCCAGAUGCCAGAGUCCUGUGUUGGUUAUGCGUGGUGUGGCUCAGAGAACCCACUAUGGCUCGACGGCCCUCACCCACAGCUAGAAGAUGGAGUGGUCACCAGGAAAGUCUGCAGUUCCACAGGGAACGACUGCUGUGGUUACACGUCUCAUCCCAUACAAGUCAAAGCCUGUCCAGGAAAUUAUUAUGUGUAUGAGUUUCUCAGGCCAAUAUUGUGUGCAUCUUACUGUGCAGGUAAACAUAUUUUCAUCAUUUUUUUAUGA
Rhinichthys klamathensis goyatoka is the source of this 891-nucleotide messenger RNA. RefSeq names its product uromodulin. Gene Ontology annotation, biological process: neutrophil migration. The record is from RefSeq and is a predicted model, not a curated record. Bases 40 to 891 code for a protein of 283 amino acids. The transcript is spliced from 3 exons. Lineage: Eukaryota; Metazoa; Chordata; Actinopteri; Cypriniformes; Leuciscidae. Gene Ontology annotation, cellular component: cell surface; apical plasma membrane.